Saccostrea echinata is the source of this 1499-nucleotide messenger RNA. RefSeq lists its product as uncharacterized. The transcript is spliced from 7 exons. The coding region runs from base 80 to 1255 and encodes 391 amino acids. The record is from RefSeq and is a predicted model, not a curated record. Lineage: Eukaryota; Metazoa; Mollusca; Bivalvia; Ostreida; Ostreidae.
UCAAAAUAAAUGUUUUCCCUGCAAACAGACGGUUGUGCUACAAUCAGAGGAAUAUUAUUAUCUUAAGAAGCAAGAUAUCAUGAUGACGUGUUCGGGCACUGUGGUUCUUUUAAUGUGUAUCAUCUUCAUCUCUUUGCCACCGUCCCUAGCUGACAGAAAAUUGUGCACAAAGAGGGUUGAGGGAGUGACUACGAAAGUGCCGCAGACCAGACGCAUUCCUGCAAAAUGUUCGAACUGGGACCGAGCCUGGACAUGGGUCACCCACUCAGACUGUGGUACCAAAUAUGAGAUCACCUACAUUGAGUUACCCCAGCACCAGCAGUACAGACUGGUGUAUGAGUGCUGCCCUGGGGAGAAGGACUGCAAGCCUGAAGGACAAGCUGAGGAUGAAUCUGAUGAGAGAUUCCUUGCUAUCACGUUCGGAUGUGCCUCUGCUGCUUUCAUCAUUCUUAUCAUCAUCAUCGUCAUCAGUGUGUGCAGGAAGAGACAUUCAGGAUUCAUCUUUUGUCCAUACAAGAAGGAGUAUGAAAAUGCUGACGAAUCCCCUGUUGAUUUAGGUUGCCGUGUUGAACGCUCUGGACCAAAUGACUACAUCAUUGGGGAUUUAGGGGAAGAUCGUAAACUUGUGAUUGAGUCUGAAUAUGAGGAGAUUUGUGACAUAAACCCAGCAGCAAAAGAGGCAGACUGGGACAAUGUGUAUCAAAAAAGUCCCUCUGCUCCCCCACAGGAAUUGAUGGAUGAGGGUCAAGAACCAGCACAGUCUUUGACCAAUGACCAUGCAGAAGACAAUAGAGAACCAGAAAAUGUUGGAAUGGCAUGUAGUUUAGUUGAAACUGAUCAAACAGCUCAGAAAACUUUAGUAGACAUUGAAGAGAACAACCAGCCUGGAAACGUGUGUGAUUCUAACACCAAAAGUGUAAAUAUUUCUGGAGCUGGAUCAAAAGAUAUUUUGUGUGAAGACUUAAAUCAUGAUGUGCUUGACAUUAAACUUCCUACUGAAAGCCAUUCUUCUAUAGCAUUGCUUCAGCCUGUAAAGGCAGAGGACCAAAGUCAAAGCAAGGAUUGUGAGAAUUCAAUGAAAGACACAGAUUGUGCUCAAAUUCCCACUGAAAGCCUGGAUUUAGUGACUGCAACUUCCUCAGAAAAUGGUCUUUCUAAAAAGGAAACUGUUAAGUCUUUUGAAGAUGCUUCUGAAAGAUCAAAUGAAGAAAAAAAUUCUUGUGAUUACAAUGGCAUGUAUGAAGAAUUAAAAUGAAAGUAUUUUUUUUAAUUAUCUAGAAAUCAGCUGAAGCAUUUUGUAGCAAUGACCCAAGGCAUUAAAGUAUUUAACUCCAUACCUUAAUUUAUAGACAACAUAAUAUUUCCAUUUAAAAAUGGACUAUUCAUGACAGAAGUUUUGCAUAUACAUAUGUACAUGUAAUAUUUCAUUUAUAAAUAAAUGCUUCAUUUUAAAACAUUGCUCUUUUGUUUAUACCUGAGUAACUAUAAUAAUUAAUAAA